Molecule: messenger RNA, 249 nt
Organism: Acanthamoeba castellanii str. Neff
Lineage: Eukaryota; Discosea; Longamoebia; Acanthamoebidae
Exons: 2
Source: RefSeq, a predicted model, not a curated record
CGCGCAGGAACACAGACCGCCGAAGCGGAGCAGUACCAGGCCCAAGGUCGCGCUGCCCGCAGGUUGUUGGCGUUGGCUGACCUCAUGGACCGUGCUAGCCCCGUGUGGCGAAGGCUGGCACAAGCCGCGCUAGCUUCCUAUUUCCUUACACUCACCCCCGCCGUGGCGAGCCUUCGCCCGCCUGCCGCGACCCCGCAGGUGAUUUACCUUCUCCGGCAACUGCACCCUUGCUCCCGCCCCAGCCACUGA